CAUACUUGUCAGUACAUUUUUGGCCACGGAAUUUAGUGGGUUGUAUGAGUUGUAUAAUUUUUGGUAGUUUGUUUGUCAGUGUUUAAAUUUAAUGAAAGGAACAGAAGCAUAACGAAGAAAUACGAGCAAAAUAAAAAAAAUCGUAACUGCGCGCUGUAAAUUUGUUAAAGCAAACACAGCGAAAAAUAUUAAUUGUUGAGGCAACAUAAAUAUUAAUUAAAGCUACAAAAUUAAAUUUCAAUUGAAGUUUGACAAAUUCUUAAAGAUGUCAAAGGCAAAAAAAAUGACAUUGCCGAGUAUCGAUGCAAUGGAUUUAAUAAUUUACAAACCAAAGGAUCUAAUUUGGGCUAAAAUGAAAGGCUUCCCACCGUGGCCUGCUAUGGUUGUUGAACCGCCAGUUGAUCUAAUAAACCAAACUCGUAAGGCUGAGUCUAAAUGCGUUUUCUUCUUUGGCACAAGAAAUUUUGCUUGGAUUGAGACUGCUAGUAUAAGACCCUUUGAGGGCACAUGGAAAGAGGAGUUAUCAAAAGUUGGUAAACCCAAUUCAUUUAAAGGAGCUAUGAAUGAUAUUGAAAAAUACAUAAAUAAUCCAGAGGAGAUAGACGCUAUGGUGAUGCUUAAUGUGGCUAAUCAUUCCUCUGAAGCUGAUUUCGAUAAGAUACGCGACGGCCUUAAUAACACCCAUGAAGAUGCUGAAAAUGGAGCUGCUGAUAAUGGUGUUGAAGAUGAUGUCGCUCAUAAAUCAGCAACAAAGCGUACACCAAAAUCUAAAACUGUAGUUGCUAGCACAUCAAAAGCUAAAUCUAAUUCAGCAUCAAAAUCGGCCACAAAGCGUCGUCGUUCAUCCAAAAUUAUUGCAAAUACCAAACGUAAGCGUGAUAACUCAGAAAGUGCUGGACAUGGCAUUAAUGAUGACUACAGUGCAGCUGAAAUAAAUGCAACACCAAUACGCCGCAAAAUUAACACUGAUGCAUUAAAUGCUAUUGGCAGCACAUCUCGUCGUAAUAUGAACACCAUUGCUUUAUUGGACCGCCCGGUGGUAUCACGCCCAGAAGCUCAAGCUAUUGAUAUGAAUGUACGUUCGCAGACAUUAGUUGAACGUGAUAUACAACCAUCUAAUUUGACAUUUGGCUUUCUUGGUUUAGGCGUAAUGGGUUCAACCAUUGUUAAGGAUUUAAUUUGCACAGGACACAAAGUUGUCGUUUGGAAUCGUACGAUGUCUAAAUGCAAACCAUUCUUGGAAGCUGGAGCCGAUGUUAAAGACACUCCAAUGGAUGUAGUUGAGGCUGCAGAUAUCAUAUUUUGCUGUGUUUCUGACCCUAAAGCUUCGAAGGAUCUUGUUUUUGGUAAUUGCGGGGUUUUACAGUUUAAGGACCUUUGCAACAAGGCCUACGUUGAAAUGUCAACAAUAGAUCCAGAAACUUCACAGGAUAUUGCUGAAGGUAUUACACAGUGUAAUGGUCGUUAUUUAGAAGUACAGAUCCAUGGCACCAGACAGGAAGCUGAAGAUGGCAUGUUAAUUAUUUUAGCUGGUGGUGACCGAACUGUUUUUGAGGAAUGUCAUUCCUGCUUUAAAACUAUUGCAAAGAAUACUUUCUUUUUGGGAGCUGAGGUCGGGAAUGCAUGCAAGGUGAACCUUAUUCUACAAACUAUUGUAGGUGUAAGCUUGGUCGGAUUGGCAGAAGCACUCGCAUUAGCUGAUCGUUUCUCAAUUUCACUAAAGGAUAUAAUUGAUAUUUUUGAAUUGACUUCGAUGAAAUCACAACUAUUGCUCGCAAAGGGAAAAGAGAUGGCCAAAGGUGACUUUAACCCACAACAACCAGUAAGUCACAUGCAGAAAGAUUUACGUCUUGUGCUAAGUAUGGCAGAAAAUUUGGAUCAGUCUAUGCCUGUUACAGCAAUAACGAAUGAAGUCUUUAAGCAUACAAAGCGGCUGGGAUAUAGUGAACAUGAUUCAAGCGCUGUUUUCGUAAGAUCCAGAUUUUAACAUUUAUUUAAUACUGCGACAUAUUAAUUAAUAAUUUUCUACAAAUUUAUCUUUACACACAACAAGAAUGAUUGUUUAAGUUUCUUUUUUCCUUUUUCUAUUAUUCUUUCUAUUAGUUAUAGAAUGUCUCCUUGACUUUAUUUUUGAAAAUAGUGAGGUUUAAUGAAAAAUAUUGUAUUUUUACACAAAAUUUUACAAAUUCAAAAAAACAAAAAAACAAAAAUAUCAAAAACUGACAAACAACUGACGUUAUACACACAUAUAUAUGUAAUAUCUAUUGUAUGUCGUAUAGUUAAGUACGCUGAAAUGAGUGUAUGCUAAACCAUAGAUUUAAGACGUGCUUAAAUAUAUCCACAAUUGCUUAUAAUUAAGCGAUUUCUCAAACAUU
Teleopsis dalmanni is the source of this 2375-nucleotide messenger RNA. RefSeq names its product putative oxidoreductase GLYR1 homolog (gene Ndf). Lineage: Eukaryota; Metazoa; Arthropoda; Insecta; Diptera; Diopsidae. The record is from RefSeq and is a predicted model, not a curated record. Gene Ontology annotation, molecular function: NADP binding; NAD binding; oxidoreductase activity, acting on the CH-OH group of donors, NAD or NADP as acceptor. The coding region runs from base 266 to 1987 and encodes 573 amino acids. The transcript has 11 exons.